AUCGGAGGCUAUCAACUGCGCCUGCGCUGGCUUGGGCAGGUUGGUUCACGCCUGGUUACCUGGAGCGCGGAGGCCACAGGAAGCAGGGUAAACCCUCCAAGAGAUUUUUAAAGAAAUCUCUUAUGUCGUUUCUUAAAGACCGCCUUGGCAACUAUGGGUGAAUACAGUCGGUUUAUAGAUUGGGACAAAAUGGAUGCUACAAUCCAGGAUCAAGAUGCAAAGGAACUGACCAGCACAGAAUUCCAGGACCUGAAACAACUGGCUCGCCAAGGAUACUGGGCCAAGAACCACUCUUUAAGAGCAAAAGUAUAUCAUAAGUUGAUCAGUGAUAUCCCUUGCCGCACUGUGACACCAGAUGCUCAUGUCUACCGAGACAUUGUAGUAAAAAUUUUGGGCAAACGAAACAGCAGCACUCUUCCCCUUCCGGAAUUUGUAGACAACAGCUUGGUUCCCACAUACUGCCUGAAUGCUGAGGGCAUUGGGGCCGUCAGGAAGAUCAUCUCAUGCAUUGCAAGCCAGUUCCCGGACAUCUCAUUCUGCCCAGCUCUGCCUUCUGUAGUGGCGCUCCUCCUUCACUACAGCAGGGAUGAAGCAGAAUGCUUUGAAAAGGUUUGCCGCAUCCUUGCCUGCAAUGACCCAUCCAAGCACUUCAUUGAUCAGACCUUCUUGGCUUUUGAGUCAUCUUGCAUGACAUUUGGAGACCUGGUUAAUAAGUACUGCCAGGCAGCUCAUAAACUUAUGGUGGCAGUCUCAGAAGAUGUACUAGAGGUCUAUUCUGACUGGCACCGGUGGCUUUUUGGAGAACUGCCUCUGAUUUACAUCGCCCGUGUCUUCGAUGUGUUCUUGGUAGAAGGUUACAAGGUGCUCUACCGUGUUGCGCUGGCUCUCCUCAAAUUCUUUCACAAAGUCAGAGUUGGGCAGACCCUGGAAUCAGAAAAUAUACAGCAGGACAUCCGAGCAUUUGUGAGGGACAUUGCAAAGUCGGUGUCUCCUGAAAAACUGCUGGAGAAAGCUUUCGCAAUCCGUCUCUUUUCACGGAAGGAGAUCCAGCUUUUGCAAAUGGCCAACGAGAAGGCUCUUCAGCAGAAGGGCAUAACAGUAAAACAGAAAAGCAGUGCGUCCCCGGAAAGGCAGAAUGUCCACUUGGCUGUUCAUGCUGAGAACUUCAAGUCUGAAAUUGUUGAUGUAAAGAAGAUGAGGGACAUCUGGUCAUGGAUUCCUGAGCGCUUUGCACUUUGCCAGCCUCUACUGCUCUUCACCACCUCAGAGCAUGGCUGCAGCCUAAACAGGUUUUACUCGCAUUGUGAGGGGCAUGAACCAACUCUCCUUUUGAUUAAAACAACUCUGCAAGAGGUCUGUGGGGCUUAUUUAUCAACCGACUGGAGCGAACGGAGGCGAGGAGGAAGCAAGCUAAGUUUCUUUGGGACAGGAGAAUGUUUUGUGUUCAGGCUGGUGCCUGAAGUGGAACGCUAUGAGUGGGUAAUAAUCAAGCACCCAGAACUCUCCACGACUGGAUCUGAACAAGGGAACAAUUCUUCGCAGAUUUCUGACUCCGCGUCCACAACCAGCCUCCCCUCAGAUCCUUCCAGUCGCCUUUCCCCCUUCCUUUCAGCCCGGCACUUCAACCUGCCUUCCAAAGCAGCUUCCAUGUUUAUGGCUGGUAGCGCUGAAUGCAUCAUCGUAGGUGGUGGUGAUGGUCAAGCCUUCUACAUUGAUGCAGAUUUGAAUCACGGAAGAACAGGUCCCUGCAAUACUUUCAACAAUCAGCCAUUGUGCUCUGAAAAUUUCCAGAUAGCUAUCAUGGAAGUUUGGGGGUUCAGGGACACUAUGAGCAGCUGAAAAUGUUGCCUCCUUCAAAAAUAACUAGCCCAUGAAGUAUUUUAAGUUUCUGUGCCCAUUUCCAGCUGCAGGAACCAAGCUACCAUUUGAAUCCACAAAAUUAAGCUUCUUUGUUCUUUAAAAAGCUAAUUUGAAGUGCUAAGGUAAGUCCCAGUUGUUUGGUCACUGUGUUCUUUGUAUGCAAUUCCAUGAGGUCUAAGUGAUCCAUCUUUAGUCUCUUUCUGCUGUAUUGAGUUUGAUGCAUACCGUGAUAUUUUUGGUGGUGAGGUCUUACAUCACCCCCCAGUUGAUCUAUAACUCUGUCAGUAUUGCCAUCAACUGGUGCCUGGAGGCACUCAGAUGUUUUUUCAGAUCUUGGCAGAUGUGGGUUUAACAGCUGGCUUUAACCAGCAAGUCUCAUUUCUUAUAAAGAUGAGUUUUCAUCCAAAGAGAGCUAUCUGUAAUCAUAAUCAAUCAGAUUAUGUUGCUGAUUUCUUUUCACUCUUCUCCCAUUCUGGCCCUCUGUGUAUUACCUUGUUCUAGAGAUUCCCUGAUCCUCAAGGAGCUACAAUAUGUGGGAAAGAUUUUAUCACGUAGCAUGUAGACCUUUAGAUCCAAUCCAUUAUUUUCAGGGACUUAUUUUCUUAAAUCUAUAUAACCCCCUGCUUUUUUGUGCUGCAUGCAGAUGUGUGAUCCACCUGGCUGCUGUUCUGACAGCUAACUUUUACUGAUCAUUCCAAUAUGUGGGAAAUAUCAUUCAGGAGUCUUAAUUAAUUUUCAUUCUGCUGUGGCACUGAUCUGUAGAAGUUGAGAGAACCUCCUGCCAUCUUCACCUGUUUCUGUUUACAUUCCCAAUACCGCACAUCAGUCAUAUCAUUAUUUUAAUUAAUAGGUUCAGGCUGCUGAAGUCCAAUGCAAUAUAUACAGUCCAUAGAAAUAUCACCCCCCCCUUCCAGCCUUAGUCCAGAACUAUUAUUUGUCCCCUCUUCCAAACUAUCCUUAUGCAUUUGUGCUUAGAGAAGCAGUAUUUCCAAAGCAGUAUUAGCCAUCUGACCUGAAACAUUCAGUGCAGAGUAAAGCCAUAAUUGAUUUGUAAAUAAACCAACCAUUUCUCUGAUUUCUCCAUUAAUUAGGACUGGGUGAUUUCUCCAGGCCUGCUGUUUUUACAGUAACAUGACAGCUGUUCAGCUAUUUUUGAUAUCUUACAUGCAGCUGUUAUUUGUUCUUUAUCAGUCACACAAGUAGUGCCAGCUGCUUAUUGGGUAAGCAAGGAAGGAUCAAUUGACUAUGGCUGCUUCAUUUAAAGAAUGAAAGAUGAAGCUCUUUUUAUGUCUUGAUACAUACCCACCGUCUACACAGUGAAGCGGGCAACUUGCAGGCUUUGGGGCUUGCUUUCUCCGUUGGAUAUUACCUUAAGCAUUUAAUUUAAUCAUGCCCUUUCUAAAAGUAGACAUGGCCUGCAGAGGUAAAUAGGACAAAGACGGUUUCAGACAUAUUUAAAAGCAGUAGAAAACUGCAUUGUAACUCAAGAGCUAUAGCAGAACUUACUUGUCCCUUGACCUUUAGAAGGCUAUGGGAAUUCACAGCUGGAAGCCACUGCAUGAGAUCUUCUGUGUGAGCCACUUGCUUCUAAUAGUGAUAUUUCUCUGCAAUAGUAUCUCUCUUCUUUGAAUUAAAAGUGAUUAUUCUUCUAGCUCCCUCCUCUUUUUUCCCCAAACCUACAGACAUAUUGGAAUAAAAUUCAGGAGGAGCUUUCAAGGCACUUGUGAACAACUUCAGAAUAUCCUGUUCAGGCUGUUUAGGAAGGGGAAAGUCCAGCCCACAAAGGGGAGCACCUGCGACUGUGCCUCGGGAGCUAGUAAAUGUCAUUAGUUUGUCAGUUAAAGUUACAUAAAAACUGAAAUGGGUGUUAAAAGAAUAUCCACACCAAAGCGAAGCAAAGCCGUGACAGUUCUUUGGAAAUGUGAUUUGCUGCCUCCGUAAGAGUCCUGCUCAGAGACUUGAGGUUAUGAAAACAGUUUUGUAAAUAGCCCAGACUUGUAAUGUUUCCCAAUCAUUGUUGUACCUUUUUCAUCACAAUAUUGUAUAAUGAAGUCCAGACCCCAUGAUAAGCAUUCCAGUCAUUCUAUGUCUUAAUGUAUUGCAAUUUUGAUGGUUGGAACAGAGCCUUCUUAACAUUUCAUCUAAGUGAUAUCUUGAGAGAGAAGCACUCUGCAUUGCACACUGGAUAGCAGCCCCCCCCCCCCCAAGCUGAAGACGGCAGAUGUAAUUCAUGGUGUGAUGCUAAGCAGAGCUAGAAAUAUCUUCCAAGCCUUUUUUUUUUUUAAAGGGGAGAGGCAGUUUUCUAACCUGCAAUGAGCUUAGUGCUCAAAUCCUCUUGGAAACUUACUGAAAACCAUGCACUGUUGUUGCUAUAGGGCAUAUUUUCCCUUGGAGAGUUAAAUACCUUAACAAAGUGUUUGAAUGUAAACAAAAUUUUAACAUGCAAAGAAUGCAAUGGGUUGUCGAUGCCGUAAUUAGGGUGAGAGAAUAAAGAAUAGCACCUGCGGUUCUUUCACACAGAAGUAAAUUCUUCCUGGCUUUGGAAAUGAAUGCCUUAGUUUUCCUCUGAACUCUUGACUUUUUCCCCUUUGCAGCCACAAUCCUAAUGUUGUAGGAUGCUGCAAGCAGGCAAAGAUUUUGUUCUCACCUGCGGCUGGGGCUGAGAUGCUUGUUACAGGUGUAUCUCUGGAAGCCGAGGAAGAUAAACUUCAAGCCAGAAGGCAACAGUUGCCUCUUUAUCUUCCUUUUGGUGCCGUGCAUCUUAAUUUUUGAGCUGGGUGCUCUACCUGGGUGUACUGAAUAUGUGUGAAUGUGCAGAUUUCACUUCUGAUGGUGUUUUUCUCCCCAGAGACAUUUGUAAUUUUCUUGCCCUGAUAACUUUCCCUAUUUCAUAACUUACAUCUCCCCUUCGUCCAGUUGUGAUGGGCUAUGUCUGUAUAAGCAUGUGAAUCCGUGAUGGUGCAGAAGUCCCACUGAUUUUAUUGUAAAAAUAAACUGAA
This is a messenger RNA of Python bivittatus (Burmese python), 4859 nucleotides long. RefSeq names its product TBC1 domain family member 24 (gene TBC1D24). The record is from RefSeq and is a predicted model, not a curated record. NCBI's taxonomy places the organism in Eukaryota, Metazoa, Chordata, Lepidosauria, Squamata, Pythonidae.